Molecule: messenger RNA, 752 nt
Organism: Ictidomys tridecemlineatus (thirteen-lined ground squirrel)
Lineage: Eukaryota; Metazoa; Chordata; Mammalia; Rodentia; Sciuridae
Source: RefSeq, a predicted model, not a curated record
UCACAGCCAAGGACGUGGGCAAGACGGUCAUGAACUUCAAGUUCCCGUGGCUGCUGACAAUGUGGAGGACACUGGCGGCACCUGGCAGAGGCUGCUGGGCCCUGGUCAUCCUGCUGACGAUUGUGGACAUGCCGCCCGGGGGAGGCCUGCACAUCACCAGCUCAGCUUCCCAGCACGGAGAGCAGCUGACCUUGGUCUGUACGCUGUGGCACAAGAGAGAAGAAGCCGAGGGGUUCACCGUGUUUUUGUGCAAAGACAGAUCUUGGAACUGCUCCUCUGAGGUCAGCCUGAAGCAGCUGAGACCCAAGAGGGAUCCCGAGGUGGACAAUGUCAGUGACAAGUCCUCUCAGCUGGUGUACACCAUCAACAGAGUCACACCAGCGGACAGCGGGACCUACCAGUGCUGUGCCAGGAGCCAGAAACUGGGUCUGCACCUUCAAGGCCAUUUUUUCUCUGUUGUAGUCACAGGGAACUACACGGUGACAGGACCCAAACCGAGGACGCACCCCGAGGUCAGCCAGAGUGGAGGCGCGCUCAGCUCAGGUCUCCCACAGGAGAAGCCGUGGCUCUGGCUCGUCACGAGCCUGGUGGCCUUCCGAGGUACGCUCAUGAGCAGGGGAGUGCUGUGCCUCUGCUGCCCUGGCUUUCUCCAGGAGGGGGGGGAUGUUCCUGGGGCCCUGGCUAUCACCAUGUCCUCAACGGAGUCCAAGGUCCUAAAACGCCCCAGGCUGGCAGUGGUGACGCGCCUCUGA